Molecule: messenger RNA, 1621 nt
Organism: Manihot esculenta (cassava)
Lineage: Eukaryota; Viridiplantae; Streptophyta; Magnoliopsida; Malpighiales; Euphorbiaceae
Product: GDSL esterase/lipase At5g55050
Exons: 5
Coding region: 71-1153 (360 amino acids)
Molecular function (GO): hydrolase activity, acting on ester bonds
Source: RefSeq, a predicted model, not a curated record
AUAUAAGCAUUAACACUGCCCUUUCGUUGCUCUCUCAAAUCAAACCAUAGCUUCUGUUACGCUUCCAUUAAUGGCUACCAAGACUUUUCUGCUGAGUUUCUUCUUCUUUUCCAUUCUACUGACCUUGAGCUUCAAUCUCUCGACGGCUCAAUUGGUGCCGGCGGUGUUCGUUUUCGGCGACUCCCUUGUGGAUGUCGGCAACAACAAUCAUCUUCCGGUUUCUAUUGCCAAAGCAAACUUCCCUCACAACGGUAUCGAUUUUCCUAACAAGAAAGCCACCGGAAGGUUUAGCAAUGGCAAGAACGCAGCAGAUUUUAUUGCUGAGAAAGUGGGCUUGCCUACUUCACCCCCAUAUCUGUCCCUGUCAUCCAAGAAUGCUUCUGCCUUCAUUACUGGCGUCAGCUUUGCCUCCGGUGGUGCUGGAAUCUUCAAUGCCAAAGAUAAAGUUCUGGGACAAUCGCUGCCCUUGACCCAGCAAGUAGGUGACUAUGAAUCGGUGUAUGGAGUGUUGGUGCAGAAGCUUGGAUCCUCCGCCGCCCAAAAGUUGCUAUCUAAAUCCCUUUUCGCUAUAGUCGUAGGUAGCAAUGACAUUUUUGGUUACUCCAACUCUUCCGAUCACAACAAAAGCACCCCUCAAGAAUAUGUGGAUCUGAUGAUUCUCACAUUUAAACAACUGAUCAAGAGAAUCUAUGCUCAUGGAGGCCGCAAAUUUUUUGUUUCUGGGGUUGGGCCAAUUGGAUGUACUCCAUCGCGAAGGGUUAAGAUCCGGUCAGAAGCUUGCAAUGAAGAGAUUAAUUCAAUAGUUGUUAUGUAUAAUCAAAGGCUAAAAUCAAUGUUGCAAGAGUUGAAUUCAGAGAUCAACGGUGUUUCUUACUCCUACUUUGACACCUACGCCGUGAUGGAAAACAUCAUUCAGAAACCAGCCACAUAUGGGUUCACAGAGGUGAAAGCUGCCUGCUGUGGAAUUGGAAAGUUGAAAGCCAAGGUGCCGUGUUUACCCAUAGCUACGUAUUGUUCAAACAGAAAAGAGCAUGUAUUCUGGGAUCUUUUUCACCCAACAGAAGCAGCUGCUCGGGUGCUUGUGGAUACUAUUUUUGAUGGUCCCUCACAGUACACAUCUCCUAUGAAUGUGAGGCAGCUGGUUACAAUUUAAGCUUUUACAAACAUGCAACAAUAUCAAUAUUUAUGGAAGACUUGCGACGAAACAAGCAGGAAAGGAUUCACAGAAAGUUAGGAUAUACGAGGAAGCUCCUUCGGCAUGCAUUGGUGUUGCAGCCAUUUAGGUCCAAGUAGUUCAUAGAAAGAAAAAGAAAAAUUCUUUGAAUAAAGAAUAUAUAUUAUGAGAUUAUAUAUAUAUUUUUUAUUAUUAAUGAUAAUUUAACAGAAUUGAGGAUAAACUAUUUAAUGAGAUUAUAUAAAAUUUAAAUAAUUAAAGUACAAUUUAUUUAAAAUAAACUAUAGAUUCAUUGUUCAUUUCAAUUGAAUAAGCGACUCAGUCCAAAUUCAAUUAGGAAAAUAUAAAUUCACAAUAUAAAGGGGGAAAAUUUUGCUACAGGGGGCAUGUCCCUGAAUCAAAUUAGAUUUGGUAUUUAAAAGAAAGAGACUUAUUUACUUUUUUCUU